Messenger RNA from Ooceraea biroi (clonal raider ant), 5648 nucleotides. RefSeq names its product cadherin EGF LAG seven-pass G-type receptor 1. NCBI's taxonomy places the organism in Eukaryota, Metazoa, Arthropoda, Insecta, Hymenoptera, Formicidae. Gene Ontology annotation, cellular component: membrane. Gene Ontology annotation, biological process: cell surface receptor signaling pathway; G protein-coupled receptor signaling pathway. Gene Ontology annotation, molecular function: G protein-coupled receptor activity. The record is from RefSeq and is a predicted model, not a curated record.
UUCGCGGAACGUGAACGAGAGUCGGUCGCAGUCGCGAUCCGCGACCCGUCGUGUUCGUGUCGUUGUCCCUUGUGAUCCGUGUGCGCGAUCUCUUUCGAUCGGCGACAUGACUGGAUCGUCCGUAGAUUAAUGUGUCGUCCGAUGCCGCAAUUAUUACUCGUCGCGCGACCGCGUUGCGGUGUCAGAUUAAGUUAACCGGUGUCGUUCUUUGCUCGUCGCCGCGACGAUCGUAUCGUAAAAGUACUGUUCUCGGCAAAUGGCGACAAGUGGUUGACGAAGAUACGAGCUGACAAUUUUGGCAAGAGGCUUCAUGAUCGCGAGAAGAUAAUAACGCAAGAGAUGCAGGCAUAACGGACAUGGAAACGUUAUACACCGGUGCAAUCCACGGUUUUCCGCAGCCUGGCGGCGGAAUAGCUAAUGGUGUUUCCACGGGAAUCGCUACUUCCUUCGACCAAGACGGCGUGCAGAGCCUCGUCGUCGUCCUCGGCGGAAGUCUGUCUUUGGUGGCUUUGGUGUUCGCGUUCAUCACUUACAGCCUCUUUUCCGACUUACGAAGUCUGGCAGGCACGACCCUAAUGAACCUUUUGGCAGCCCUUUUCAUGGUCCAGUUACUGUUCAUCGUGGGAGCUGGCGGCGUACAGGACUCCGAGCUGUGCAUCUCGCUUGGUCUGAGUUUGCAAUAUUUGCGGGUAUCUGUGGUUUGUUGGUUGGCGGCGAUGUCCCAUCACCUGUACGCCACCGUGGCGUCCUUACCGCGUCGCGACGACCCGCCGACAUACUUGAAGUACAGCUUGUUCGCAUGGGGUGCACCAUUGCUCACCCUCGCGUUGGCGACCUUUUUGCAGAGCCGCGAGAGCCACGAUUUCUGGAGUGUCAAUGAUCUCACCCCUUUCAACUGCUGGUUUCUGGGAGUUACGCCGACAGUCUACGCGUUUGCCUUACCGGUCGUUUUGCUACUGCUAACUUCUGAUUACUACCUCCUCAAGGCUGCGAUCGUAUCGAGGUACACGUGCAGCAUGCAGCUCGAGAUAAAGCAGCGCGAGAAGAUGAAGAGGCGGCAAGCGUUGCAGCUCACGCUCUUCCUGAAAGUCAGCCUGAUUAUCGGUCUGGUGGCCGCGUGCGGAGUGGCCGCCAGAGUUUGGAAGGUUCCCUUCAUCUGGACACUUUUUUGCGCGGGCCAUUCCCUGCAGGGAUCAGCGGUGGCACUCUCCGUCGCGUGUAACUGCAGAGUCCUGAAGAUCUACGCCAGGAAAUCCAACAAGCAACCGGAACACCAGAUCGCGAAAUCGAGCAGUAGCAUGCAGCUGCUCGCACCUGCUCCGGAUCCGGUCUAGGUGAUUCUCGAGGCAACCCUCAACGAGGAAGGGGCUGAUACCGAGAGGAAACCGACAACUCUGGCGACGGCUGGGUGGUCAUUCUCUCUUUCUCUCUCUUUUUAUUCGUGGGACGCAACUAUUUUUACAUCGAGAUGUGCUGACAUUUCCCUUCUAACUUUACCAUUUCUUUCUCUCCGGAGGACUGGGGCUGCGUUCUUGGGAUGACGUGUGAUUCCAGUUUCUCCCCGAUGGCUCAAUUCGUUCAGUACCACAUUUUCUCGAUGCUCGAAGUAGGCGAAAAGUUUUUCGAGAAUUUGUGUAAUAUCCAAAGAAAUUUGUGACUAGAGAUAUGCAAGAGGGAAUAUUCCUGGAAUAAUCUUGGAAUUAUGUUUUUCUGGCUGACGAAUUGUAAUAUGUUGAUUUGAGAUGUUCCAAAGAUAUCAUGAAAAUUCCGUAUCAUGAUCUUCCUCGACUUUUAUAAUAAUUCAUUGUUUCCAUACAUGAAAAUAUAUGUGCGCGACGUAAUGGUUUAGUGCGAACGAAACCGGUCGUUAAAUAUUACUUGGAGUUCCAUUGUUCCUAAGGUUUACGAAAGGGAUGAGAUUCUCGAGCUCUUAUACACGUAACUGCGCUAACCCUCGUCGAGUAUAAUUAUUAUUAAUUACAGCCUACGCGCAAGCAUUGUAGCUACAAAUGAAUUAAUUAUUAAAUUAAUUAUUAUAAUUCUCAAAUAAUACGUUGCAAUAUUGUAGUACAUAUUUUGGUGAACUCUUUAGCAGACAUUAAUUAUAAAAAAUGUGAAAAAUGGAAAUUAUAUUAUUAUAAUUAACGAGAUUUCGCGAAAAGUAUCAUGAGUAAGAAGAAUAUAUUAAAUUUCUCACAGUAAGAGGGCUGACUCUUCAUCUUCAGAACUUUAUCUUCUCAAAGCAACGGUAAGAACUCGAGAGAUAAACUACUUCAUCGAAACUGGGCGGGAAGAAUUAAAUUAUCAAUUAUUCUCGCGUUUACUUAAUUAUUAAUCGAGAAAAUGGCUGUUAAUUUAAACUGGACAUGAAAAUUAAUGAUUAAUUUAUCAAGUCGUGUGUUAAAUGAGUCCGCGCGCGUUUGCAUUGUGAGAGAGAUUAAUUAUAUAAUCGAUCUUUCGUUUCGGUCUUCCGCGCAAAUUGCAGCGAUCGGAUCUCGAAACUUGAUUCGCACGUCAGUGUAAUCGUAAUCGCGUUCUGCAACCCGAUUACAUGUGACGCCACGCGAUGUUGUGACGGUGUAAUGCUGCGAGCGAGAAACAAUUGGUAAUGCGAUUUCGAUACGACGGAGGGAAAUUUUGUGCGCUCCACUAGCGAGGGAUACAAACGAAGAAGAAUGUAAUAUGUAAUAGGUUGCAACCAACUUCAAUGUGAUAUGCAUAUCACGUUAAAUGCGCUACAAUUGUAUAUAUAAUUCCGCGCGUGAUGAAUCUAUGACCAUUAGGCCAGCGUAAGUUUCCAACGCCGCCCGAGAAGCUGUGGCAUGUAAGCCAGAAAAAUGCAGUCUGUAAGUACUAUACACAAUCGUGAAUUGAUUAUGUAAUUCGCCCUGAAAUUUAUUCAACAUUAUUUAGUAAAGAACUCUCUUUUGCUGCGUCUCGGCGACGAUUUUAUUUGACAAAAUAAAAAACCGGCAAAAUCGCAGCACAAUGAGAUAUUAUGUAUACUGAAUGUGUAAUCAAUUUCCAGCGAUAAUUUUUAUUCACAGCGAUUUAUCGAGAAUUUUUAAUAUCCGACGCCAAGUAUCGCGAAUGUACUAUACAAUGCGAAUUAUUUUUCUUUUCGAGCGCGACCUAGAUUUUGCCGAUUGUGUGUCUCGCGGCAGAUUAAUUCAAUCCUCCAGCUGCGCACGAUGGAAUUUUCAUUUUGAAGCAAGGAAAGUUCUACGUUUUCAUGUUAAUUUCCCGAAAGGCGAAAUCGCGAGAGCCCGAGGCGAGUGCAAGUGUCGCGUUUGGUCCAUCUACGUGGUGGAAGCUGCGCUCGUCGUUAGUGCAAUUUCCUCGACCAUGAUGAUGGAUACCAUGGGGCAGGGCGAUAUCGUACACCGUAAUUCAAUUCGUAGAGGUCACUUAAGGGAUGAAGUGCCGGUGAGGAAGCGAAUGGCGAGAAUCCUAAUAGAAAGCGCCGCUGGUCUCUCGCGCGAUUUACCUCAAAUUCUCAGUGUUCCUGAAAUUUAUUCAAUAUUUAGUUCCCUCGCGUUUAGGAGCCCCCCUUUAACCGGCGGGGGGCCCAGUGAUCGAUCGAGGGGUCAGUUCUCUCGCUCUCCUCCUCUUUGCCACGUUGUCGACACUCUAACCCUAACGAAUGCGGCGGCGAUGGUCUGAAACCACCCUGUCGUGGCGUGAUGUAUCGAUACCUAUUGCUUCUAUUUCGCGAGCGAGGAGAGCAUCGCACGCCAUCGUUUCUUCUCCCUGAAUAGUGUCCAAUCAAGGUCGAGAACGGUGUGUAAAUUGGGUGCACUGAGGACGUCGAAAGUUGAUUAAACGCGGAUAAAUGAUUGGGAAACCGUAGAAAUACUCUUCUGAUUCCUGUCAAAGAUGCGAGUCGAACUAAGUAAUUAAAUAGGCAAGCGAAUAAACGUUCAAGGUACUCGUGUUAAAAGCAGGAAUUGAUUAAUUUCAGAAUUUGCCAUUAUUUAAUUAUAUAAAAUUUAGAGUAAUUAAUAGAAAUUCAGUAUAUUAAGAACGUUGCCACGACAGCCAAAACGUGCUUUCCGAAUGGUUUCCUCUCCUUUCUUCACUAAAUGAUCACAAGGAGAGAAACAAUGGCAUGCGAUUAUCGCUCAUGUAUACAGGCAUAAAUAUGUAUUGGAGGGUGGUCCUCUCGAGAGGAUGGCACGUGGAUUUGUCAUUUCGGUCUGCCAAUUUUAUUGGCGAGACGAGGGAUUCGAGCGAGCGAAAUGCAAAAAACGACACCCAAUGUAGGCCGACAUAUCAAUGUUGAAAUAAUAUCCCUGAUUUUUCUAAGUGUCGAGCGGAUCGAAUGCCGGGCCCGGGGGAUCGCACGUCAUCGUUUUGAUGAGCUUGAUCGAUACACACCCCCGCAAUCGAGCGCUUCAUAUGUACAUGAACCAUGAUGACAGGAGGGUGCUUGUCAAACCGGAUCUCGUGGGAUUGCGCGAUCAAUCGGCGUCUAUCUCGCGGCGGGUGGAUUUCCCUCGUUCGGUGAAUAAUUAGGAACAAUCGUGACGGUAAUUGUGACAGCGGCAUAAUUGCGGCUCACUGUGCGUGUCCCGUUAAUUAACUUUAUAAUCGUUACGCACUUAGCGACGAAUUCGAAAAGCACGGUAAUCCAUGCUUUCUCUUGUUUUAAUAAUAAGAAAUUAAUUUUCUUUUCUUUUUACGAUUAUCUGAUUUUUAUGGGAAGGUGCAUUUUACAUAAAAUACAUUUCUUCAAGUUUAGCGUUUAUAUUUUAAUAAAACUACCUGCUUAUUAGUGUUAAAUGUCAGGUCAGUCAAAAAGUUCAGUUCUAUUUUCAAUAGCUAACGUCAUGUAUAUGUAUAUGUAAUACAAGCAACAAUGUUAAUAAUGUCAACAUGAACAAUAAGGUUUAAUCAUGCACAAUAAUGGUGAUUAUUGGGUCGAUGAAUAAUUUGUUUCCACUGAAUGCAAUAAAGCAAAAUUCGACGGGCAAAUCGAAUCGAUUUUUGACUGAUCUAAUAUUCUGUUAUAUAUUAUAUAAUAAUGUAUUAAUAUAUUUUAGCUUUUUGAUUGUUUCUUGAUAAAGUUCUCAAUGAAAGAAAUCUGUGCGACGAUAAAUUACGUCUACCAUCAUAUUCGCCAUGAUCUGGCAGAUUUAUUUUUCUUGAAGGAGGGAAUCUUUCUGUCGCGCGUGACGUGCGUGUCAUGUAGAUGUAUCAGGACAUAUAUCUCUACGUAUAUAUCUCUCGUGGAUGCUCCAUCGAUCGUUCAAUCCUGGCGUCGUGCGUUCACGCAAACCACCCCGAUCUGAAUUCCGCAUACGCAAGCUGGCCCGCAUCCUCGGUCAACGUCGCGAUAUCAAGUGUAUUCUGCGAACGUUAUCGACCAAUAAACCCGCAGGAUUCAACACGAAUGUGGAAGCUGGGAAUUAUCGGUUCCCUCAUCCAGGAAUUUACGGGUGUCGUCUCGUGUGUGUUUCGUGUACUUUGUGCGUAUAUGCGUGCGUGCUGAUCUCGCGGCCGGCAUUCCCGCGCGAUGUAAUUAACACUCGGUAAUGACCUAUGCAACCCUGCGUUAGCGCGUACAUGUGUAAUCGCAGCAUGCAUACGUACGUAGAAACAACGUGAAAUGUAAUCACGACGAAAUAAAUAUUUUGAAACCUAAGCAA